GAUGCCCAACUUUCCACUCUCCUCUCCUUCUCCGCGCCCUCAUCACCCACUUUCCCAUUUGUCCUCUGUCUUUUCCCCUUCUCCAAUCCAGGCCUUGCCAUAAAUAACUGCAAAAUCCGCCAUUGCCACCACUACCAACAUCUCCCCUCCCAAACAACCUUUGUAUUUUCAAUCCAUAACACACCAAUGAAAAAGAUGGAGUCAUCUUCCACAUUAGGCCCGGGUGGCCUGGACAUCUCCAAAGCCUUCUUCAAACCCAUUCUCAACUCUGCCCCACCUUCACCCACCAAACGCCACACCAAAAUCUCUGUUAUUGGGGCUGGAAACGUUGGCAUGGCCAUUGCACAAACCAUCCUCACCCAAGACCUUGUUGAUGAGCUAGCCCUUGUCGACGCCAAGCCCGAAAAACUCCGCGGAGAAAUGCUUGAUCUCCAACACGCGGCUGCUUUCUUGCCAAGAACCAAAAUCCAUGCUUCCGUGGACUACUCAAUAACUGCCGGGUCGGAUCUUUGCAUUGUCACAGCGGGUGCGCGGCAGAUCCCCGGUGAGAGUAGGCUGAAUCUUAUACAGAGGAAUUUAACUCUCUUCAAGCUUAUUAUUCCUCCGUUAGCCAAGUAUUCUCCGGAUUGUAUACUCUUGAUCGUUUCAAAUCCUGUGGAUGUUUUGACCUACGUGGCUUGGAAGCUUUCUGGGUUUCCGCCUAAUCGCGUUAUUGGAUCGGGUACGAACUUGGAUUCGUCUAGGUUCCGAUUUCUGCUGGCGGAUCAUCUCGAUGUCAAUGCUCAGGAUGUGCAGGCAUACAUGGUUGGGGAGCAUGGAGACAGUUCAGUGGCGCUGUGGUCUAGCAUUAGCGUGGGAGGAGUGCCAGUGCUUAGCUUUCUAGAAAGGCAGAAAAUUGCAUACGAGAAGGAAACUCUUGAGAACAUUCGGAAAGAAGUUGUGGAGAGUGCCUAUGAAGUAAUAAAUCUCAAGGGUUACACUUCCUGGGCAAUUGGCUAUUCAGCGGCUAACCUGGCUCGAUCCCUCCUGAGGGAUCAGAGAAAGAUUCAUCCUGUCUCUGUUCUUGCAACAGGCCUCUAUGGAAUUGAUGGUGGAGAUGUUUUUCUGAGCUUGCCUGCUCAACUUGGUCGGAGUGGCGUCAUGGGUGUGGCAAAUGUGGAGUUGACGGAUUGGGAAGCACAGCAACUCAGGAAUGCUGCUACUACUAUUUUGGAGGUGCAGAGCCAAUUGGAAAUCGAGGACCAUUGAUUCAAACCUCUAAGUCAAUUGGCAUUUGGUUUCUUGAGAUCAGAUUCUGUAUGGGGAAAUUUUUGGGCUUUUCAAGUUGCUUGCUAGGUUUCCUAACCUUCCUAGUUUCUAGGUUCUCUUUGAUGAGAUAGUAGUAUGUUGUAAUAUUUCUUCUUUUUGUUCUGUUAAUGAAUGUCAAACAGUUCGCGAAAUUUAUCUGAAAUAUCUCUACCAGCUGCAAAUUUAGCAUGA
Coffea eugenioides is the source of this 1479-nucleotide messenger RNA. Its product is annotated as L-lactate dehydrogenase B-like. The record is from RefSeq and is a predicted model, not a curated record. Gene Ontology annotation, molecular function: L-lactate dehydrogenase (NAD+) activity. Gene Ontology annotation, cellular component: cytoplasm. Bases 187 to 1248 code for a protein of 353 amino acids. NCBI's taxonomy places the organism in Eukaryota, Viridiplantae, Streptophyta, Magnoliopsida, Gentianales, Rubiaceae. Gene Ontology annotation, biological process: carboxylic acid metabolic process. The transcript is spliced from 2 exons.